This is a messenger RNA of Homarus americanus (American lobster), 3945 nucleotides long. It is a transcript of the gene Rgl, whose product is annotated as ral guanine nucleotide dissociation stimulator-like. Gene Ontology annotation, cellular component: plasma membrane. The record is from RefSeq and is a predicted model, not a curated record. Gene Ontology annotation, biological process: positive regulation of GTPase activity; Ras protein signal transduction. NCBI's taxonomy places the organism in Eukaryota, Metazoa, Arthropoda, Malacostraca, Decapoda, Nephropidae. Bases 554 to 2728 code for a protein of 724 amino acids. Gene Ontology annotation, molecular function: guanyl-nucleotide exchange factor activity. The transcript has 14 exons.
GCGGCAGUCGAGGUACCACGUACCUCCCCUCACUCACUCAGUGCCUCAGGCUCAGUUUGCUCACCACCGAGCAGUGAAAUAGACGCGUGAACUCACACUCCUGUUAGUGAACAUUUGCUAAUCCCUGACCACACGACCGGUGCCCUUGAAACAUACAAACUACAGUACCCCUGUUUCUUGGUCAGAACUGUCUUGCCUUUAUCGAGGGGAUUACUAUAGUUUGGAAAUACGAUUGUGAACUCCACCAAACACACUUGUCUCUACAUUAGACUUGUCAUAUCGCGCCGCUCAGUUGGGUAGUGUCAUGUUUUUUUAUUUUUUUAGGGGCUUAAUAUUCAGCCUCACUAGAGUAAUACUGCACAUGUUUUGAUGGUUGAUGUUGUUUACAGUAUAUACUGUACUGUAUACACAAGUGCUGUGCUUCACCAAAUGUGUCCUCACAGAAAGAGCGCUGUACCAAGAAGAAAAGUAGCCGUGUAAAAUUUUAGUUGAGAUUGUCACAAAAAAAAACAAUGAAAUGAGAGUGAAGUGAAGAAGGCUGGAGCUACAGCAGAUGGUGCACAUAACAGGCUGGAGGUUCGGUGCAAUUAACUACAAGGCGCCGACGUGGCGACUAUGGGGCGAGGAAAAAUGCGAAGGCGCCAUAUACACGGUAUACCUGAAGAAGGUUCGCUACCACCACCCCUCCAGGAGCAUCACACAGGAGUCUGACGACGAUGAAAUCUCCCACCUAGAGUGGGAAACAGUGCGGGUGCGGUUCCUCAAGGCUGGGACUCUUGAGAAAUUAAUAGAAUCUUUGGCAUCAGACACUGGUGAAUUAGAGUCCACCUUUGUUAAUGUAUUCCUUGCUACAUACCGCACCUUCUCCACAACUAGACAAGUCCUAAACCUCAUCCUUGAUCGCUACCUCGCCCUCAGUUCCAGUAGUAAUAAGAUUUAUGGUCUUCGAGAAGACCAUAAAAAGGCUCUGAGACUGACUCUCCAGGUAUGGCUAGAUGCUUAUCCUGAAGACUUUCGGGAUCCUCCAUUCUUUUCCUGUUUGAGGCAACUAUCAGAGUUCACCAAAAUUCAUCUCCCAGGUUCAGAUUUAAACAUCAAGGCUGGCUACAAGCUGGAUAAAAUGAAGAGAGAGGAGGACAUAAAAGGUUCAACUAUGCUAGGAAAGAUUUUGUCUUGUGAAGAAAUGCGUGUACACUGCUCCUCACCAAUGAGUAAUGGGAACCACCAACCAUAUGAGUUUCUCGACAUACCAGAAUCGACUUUUGCUCAGCAGCUAACUAGAAUGGAUACAGUUCUCUUUAAGGGAGUGAUAGCUCAUCAGUGUUUGGGUUCUGUGUGGUCACGGAGAGACCGUGGUCGUGGAGAUGCAGCAGCCUCUGUAACAGCGACGGUUGAUCAGUUUAAUGCCGUCAGUUUCCGUGUCCAGUCUACAAUUCUUGUUGAUACAGAGCUCAAGCCCUCUCAGCGUGCCAGGCUUAUUGUAAAGUGGAUCGAUAUUGCUCAGGAGUUGAGGAUGCACAAGAACUUCUCUUCUCUGAAAGCUAUUAUAUCAGGUCUGCAGUCCAACCCAAUUUACAGAUUGAAAAAGACAUGGGGAGCUGUCAUAAAAGAUAAGGCGGAGCUGUAUGAAGAGUUAGCAAGAAUAUUCAGUGAAGAGAAUAAUCAGUUAAAUCAGCGAGAGUUACUUAUGAAGGAAGGAACUGCCAAGCAUGCUCAGACUGCCCAUGCAAAUGACAGACAUCUUCCCAAAGCUCUUGAAAAGUUAGCUGUAAAUCCACUAGCCAUCAGCUAUGGAACAAUUCCAUACCUUGGUACAUUCCUGACUGAUCUCACCAUGAUUGAUACAGCUAUCCCAGACACAGUUGCCAAUGGUCUCAUCAACUUUGACAAAAAACGCAAGGAGUUUGAGGUUCUUGCACAGAUCCGGUUACUGCAAGGUGCAGCUAAUGCCUAUCAAAUGGAGAGAGAUGAAUUGUUUGAGCGUUGGUGGGAGUCUGUGCUAGUGUUAGAUGAUAAAGAAUCAUGGAGACUCUCCUGCCAAAUUGAACCCCAGGGAUCUUCAGCUCAGUCAUCAACAAGAGAGGGAAGGAUGAGGAAAAGAGCUCAAAUUGGUCAUCGGAAGAAUGAUAGUAUUGCCAGUACCUCAAGUGGUUCAUCUAGUAGUCAAUUUUUCUUUGAUAAUGACUCUCUGAAUACUCCCAUCAGUCACAACGAUACUUGCUCUUUGGAAAGAAAGAUGUCAACGUCCUCCAGUAGUUCAUCACUACCAUCCCUAGAUGUCUCUGUACACUCGGGUGGCACUUCAGCAUCAGGACGUACUCCUGAGCGUAAUUCAAACACGCAACAGCAGCAGCCAGCACCUUCACCAUACAUCACUCCAGAUUUCUACAUUAUCAGAGUGUCGAUUGAAAGUAGUGCACAUGAAAUUGAAGGAGUAAAUCUCUACAAGAGCAUCAUGUUGAGCAACUCAGAGCGGACUGUGUCUGUCAUUCGAAAAGCGAUGGAAAAGCACGGAUUUGAGGGUAACCCUGAAGAUUACACACUGGCACAGUUUCUGCCUGAUGGAGAGAUGCUGCUACCUGCAUCUGCAAAUGUGUAUUAUGCAAUCAACACUCAGUAUGAUCUUAAUUUUGUAUUGAGAAGACGAAGACAUGGUGAUGAAAACACAAUCAUUAGAAAAAAUCCAGCAAAGGACCACAAAGUUCGCAAAAAACUUUUGGUUACGUAGCAUCAACCUGUACGAUAUAGCUUUGGCAACUUGAUAAACCCCUGAAGAAGUUAGUUGUAUGAAUCAUUUACACCCAAUUGACACUGCAAGAAAGUUUUAAGGUCAUAUUCAAUGCACUGUGAACCUAGAAAGACCUCCCAAGGCUGAAGUUAUAAGAAGACAUUAAUUAACAGUUGAAAAUAACAAAUAGUAUUUUAGAAUAUGUGUGUGUGUAUGCAUGCAUGCAUACAUACAUACAUGAAUGAGUAUGUGUACAUACAUACAUCAAAAUUCAUUCCAUGUGAGAAGAUUAAUAUUUUCCAAUAAUAACAUAUCUGGGUUGUAUAAUUCUACAAAUGGCUCUCAUUAAAGUAAUGCUGUGAAACCAUUUCUUAUCAGUACUGUACUGUGUAGUAUUUGUGUAAUAAUGUGUCCUGAAGAAUAUAUGAUCUGAAGUUUUAUAUGCAGUAUUUAUGUUCUGAUGUAAAAAUUUUGUGUAUGGAGUAGUAUGCUAGGAAUUUUGAAUGAAAGUCUUCAGUUGAUUUUGUAAAUAUUUACAGUGUGUGCUUGUUGAAUAAUACUCAAUUUUUCAGUAAUAAGCUUUAACUUUAGGCCUUCCUGAAAGUAAAAUAAACUCUAUGCUGUAUGUGCAAAGAAUCAACGAAUUUAAUUUGUUUGUACUUUUAAAAUAUAAUUGUCUUCUUGAGCACUUUAGCACCCUACCAUGUUAUAGUCACAUGGAAGCGUCUCUCUUGUUUUGAACUAGUGUUUGAGGCUAAUUCAUAACAAAGCCAUGUGAUACUAAUCUAGUUAUGCAUUUCCCAUUAUCUGGUGAAAAUAAUAGAAAAUGGGAUUACUGUGCACACUUUUAUUGUUAAUAUUCACCUCAGUUUCUCACUUAUUGUUCUCUAAAGAAUUCUCUCCAGUUAUGAGUAACAUUAAACAUUCUAGGCCUACCAUAGCAGUACUAACAACUGUCAUAAAAUAAUGCUAAUCAUAUCCUGAAGUAUUGACAUAAACACUAUAAAAAUAAAUCUUUAAAUGAUCUGCUGUUUUAAAAUAAAAAUUAAUGUUAUGAUUCUUUAUACUGUAUACAAUUUUUCACCAUUCAGAGUACAGGAAGUUGUUGAAGAGAGUUCAAAUUUUAUUCAUACGAGUUGUAAAUAUUGUGUAGGUUAUUUUGUAUACAUGUAAAAACAUUCUAUUGUUACCUUUGUAAAUAAAGUCUAUCAUUUCUA